Prorocentrum cordatum is the source of this 403-nucleotide messenger RNA. Lineage: Eukaryota; Dinophyceae; Prorocentrales; Prorocentraceae. The record is from the annotation of a GenBank genome assembly.
GAGGCUCGUGCGCGAGAGCCUCGCGGAGCUGACCGACCGGGUCUUCGCGGUCGGCCACGAGGUGCAGGUGGCCGUCCGCUUCGCGAUCGGGGCGCCGCCUCCGCGCAUGUUCCCGCGGGGGAAGCUGCGGCUCCACGCCAUGCUGGCCGACGAGAUGGACGCGUUCGGCGACCUGGCGCUGCUCAACGUGUCCGACGGGGACUGCAACGCCGGCAAGAGCUGGCACACCUUCGCCUGGGCGCUGCGCCACUUCCCCCGCGCCGCCCUGAUAGCCAAUGCCGCCUCGGCGGCGCGGGCGUGCCGAGGGCACGGCGGCGGGUUCAAGCAGGACGACGACACCAUCGCGCGGGUGUUGCCCCAGCUCCCUGGGGGAGGCCGAGAUGGCCUCCAGAGCGUUCCUUAG